AUGCAACCUAGAGAUAUUGCUAUGCUGCUGCAUGCAAUUGUUGCUGCAGAUGCAGCAACACCUGCAUUUAUUAGAGCAGCAGCAGCAGCAGCAGCAAAACGCAUGCAAACAUUUGAUUUGCAUGCACUGUGUCUUGUUGCUUCUGCACUAAGCAAAUACUACAGGAAGCAGCAACUGCAGCACAAGCUGCAGCAACAACAACGCAGGAAGCAGCAGCUGCUGCUGCUGCAGCAGCAACAACAACAGCAGCAACAGCAGCAGAACCAGGUGCAGGAAAACUUCCUGGAGCUGGAAAAUGAGCAGCAGCAACUGCAGCAGCUGCUGCAACAGCAGCAGCAGCAGGAGCAGCAGCAAGACCAGCAGCAGCAACAGCAACGACGACGUGGGGAGGAGAAGGAUAUAACAAGAGAGGAGAUAUAUAAAGUAUUAGCAGCAGCAGGAGAAAGGGCAGGUGUAUUAGCAGCAAGCAUGCAACCAUUAACUGUUUGCUGCUUAUUGCAUGCGUUUGCUGCUGUAGGGUUUAGGUAUGGUCCCCUCCUCUAUCAUGUACCUAGGCAUGUUGCCUUCUGCUGCGGUGACCUACCAGCAGCAGCAGCAGCAGGAGCAGCAGCAGAUGCAGCAGUAACAGAAGGAGGAGGAGCAGCACCAGCAGCAGGAGCAGCAGCAGCAGGAGCAGCAGCAGCAGGAGCAGCAGCAGCAGCAGCAAGACCUUUUGGUGGUUAUACUGUAUGCAUGCUAGCAGUAUUAUUAAGGGCAUAUAAAAGACUACAAGUUAAUGCUGCUGCGCUGCUGCCUUAUGCAUUUGCUGCACUGCCACCGCUGCAGCAGCAGCAAGAGCAGCGAGAGCAGCAGCAGCAGCAGCAGCAGCAAAAACAGCAGCAAGAGCUAAAUUUAGAUGACGCUUGUGCAGAUGAUGUAGAGGAUGAUCUACAAGCUACUGCAGCAGAAGCAGCAAUAACAGGUGCAGCAGCAGCAGCAGCAGCAGCAGCAACAGAUGCAGCAGAAGCAGCAGCAGCAGCACGUCCUCCGCUGCUGCAUUCAUUAGUGUGGAUACUUGAGAGUGCUGCUGCUAACUCUUUUGUUGACAAAAAGGGAUCAGGGAGACGUCUUUGCUUUACGCAGCAGCAGCUGCAGCGCAUGCAUGCAUCCUUAUUAUCCUUGGGGCUUUCCCCAGGGGACUAUGGUGUAUAUAAGGUCCCUUGGGGUCUGCUGCUGGAUUGGCAGCAGCAGCAGGAGGAGCAGCAUGUGCUGCUGCAGGAGGAGCUGCUGCAGCUGCUGGACCAGGUGCAGCAACUGCAGCAGCAGCAGCAGCAGCAGCAGCAGCAGCAGCAGCUGGAGAAAUAUAGGUUAAAGGAGUCCUCUCCAGUGUAUAUACACCUAACAGAGCAGCAGCAGCAGCAGCUAAAAGAAAACAGCAGCAAGCUGCUGCAUGCAGCAGCAGCAGACGAAGCAGCAGAGAAGGAACUAAGAGAAUUAGAUUUUAAGGCUGUCUUCUUAACUAGCCACUCGCAGCAGGAGGUGCAGCAACUGCAGCAGCUGCUGCUGCAGCAGCAGCAGCAGGAAAAAGACAAAUAA
Molecule: messenger RNA, 1575 nt
Organism: Eimeria maxima
Lineage: Eukaryota; Apicomplexa; Conoidasida; Eucoccidiorida; Eimeriidae
Exons: 2
Coding region: 1-1575 (524 amino acids)
Source: RefSeq, a predicted model, not a curated record